Messenger RNA from Mollisia scopiformis, 2957 nucleotides. RefSeq names its product Coatomer, gamma subunit. Lineage: Eukaryota; Fungi; Ascomycota; Leotiomycetes; Helotiales; Mollisiaceae. Gene Ontology annotation, molecular function: structural molecule activity. The transcript has 5 exons. Gene Ontology annotation, biological process: intracellular protein transport; protein secretion; intra-Golgi vesicle-mediated transport. The coding region runs from base 168 to 2921 and encodes 917 amino acids. Gene Ontology annotation, cellular component: endoplasmic reticulum-Golgi intermediate compartment; COPI vesicle coat; endoplasmic reticulum. The record is from RefSeq and is a predicted model, not a curated record.
UGUUCCGCUGAUGGAGAGCGGAGCCUCAUGCCAAGACUUUCCGCCUCGCUUGUUUAGCUUCAACCCACGGGUUGGGAUUUGGCUACGUCGCGACUUCCAUACCGACGACUUCGAAAUCCCAGAUUCACCCUGCAACUUCAUGACGCUGGGGAGCCACCGAACCCACCAUGAGUUACAGCAAGAAAGACGAAGACGCCGACACUGCAAUCAUGCGGGUUGAUCGCACCAGUGUCUUCCAAGAAGCACGAUUAUUCAAUUCCUCUCCCAUUCAGCCUCGAAGAUGUCGAGUCCUCCUCACGAAAAUUGCCCUCCUCCUCUAUACUGGGGAGAAGUUCCCUACCAAUGAAGCCACCACCCUGUUCUUCGGGAUCUCGAAGCUCUUCCAGAAUAAAGAUGCCAGUUUACGGCAGAUGGUCCACCUUAUCAUCAAGGAGUUGGCGCACUCGGCGGAGGAUAUUAUUAUGGUUACAAGCACGAUCAUGAAGGAUACUGGGGGGGGAACAGAUGCAAUCUACAGACCCAAUGCGAUUCGAGCCCUCUGCCGGAUUAUUGAUGCUUCCACUGUCCAAAGUAUCGAGCGUGUUAUGAAGACGGCUAUCGUCGACAAGAAUCCAUCAGUAUCCUCUGCCGCCCUCGUUUCAUCAUACCACCUCCUUCCUAUAGCCCGCGAUGUUGUGCGAAGAUGGCAGAGCGAAACACAAGAAGCUGCGUCGUCAACGAAGUCGUCUGGCGGAUUCUCUCUUGGAUUCUCUACAUCCGGAAGUGCCCAGCCGGUCAACAACUCGACUAUGACACAAUACCAUGCGAUUGGCUUGUUAUACCAAAUGAGAAUGCAUGACAGGAUGGCUUUGGUCAAGAUGGUGCAGCAAUUUGGAACUGCAGGAGCUGUGAAGAGUCCAGCAGCCACCGUGAUGCUUGUUCGACUAGCAGCUCAGUUGGCAGAGGAAGACCCACAACUCCGGAAACCCAUGAUGCAGCUCUUAGACGGCUGGCUCCGACAUAAGAGCGAGAUGGUCAAUUUCGAGGCAGCAAAGGCAAUUUGUGAUAUGCGAGAUGUUACGGACGCCGAGGUCACCCAAGCUAUCCAUGUUCUCCAGCUCUUCCUCACUUCUCCUCGAGCUGUCACCAAAUUUGCAGCAAUUCGAAUUCUUCACAAUUUCGCUUCCUUCAAGCCGCAAGCAGUACACCCCUGCAAUCCAGACAUUGAGCUCCUUAUCUCAAAUACCAACCGUUCGAUCGCUACAUUUGCUAUUACGACUCUCCUGAAGACGGGUAACGAGGCCAGUGUGGAUCGCUUGAUGAAGCAAAUCUCUGGUUUCAUGGCCGAUAUUACGGAUGAAUUCAAGAUUACUAUUGUCGAGGCUAUUCGUACGCUUUGUCUGAAGUUUCCCAACAAGCAAGCUGGUAUGCUUGCAUUCCUCAGUGGUAUUCUUCGAGAUGAAGGUGGUUACGAGUUCAAGCGUGCGGUUGUGGAGAGCAUGUUUGACUUGAUCAAAUUUGUGCCUGACUCGAAAGAGGACGCUUUGGCCCAUCUCUGUGAAUUCAUCGAGGACUGCGAGUUCACAAAACUGGCUGUUCGUAUUCUACAUCUUCUCGGACUCGAAGGACCGAAGACUUCGCAGCCUACGAAGUACAUUCGAUAUAUCUACAACCGAGUCGUUCUAGAAAAUGCUAUUGUCAGAGCUGCAGCAGUCACAGCGUUAGCGAAGUUUGGCGUUGGACAACAGGAUCCUGAAGUCAAGCGCAGUGUUCAGGUUCUUCUCACUCGAUGCUUAGAUGAUGUUGACGAUGAAGUGCGAGACCGUGCUGCGUUAAGUCUGAGAUUGAUGACUGAGACUGACGAGAUGGCAAAUCGUUUCGUCAAGAAUGAAAACACAUUCGCACUUCCAUACUUCGAACAUCAACUCGUCAUGUAUGUUACCGCUGACGACAAGUCAACUUUCGACAAUCCAUUCGACAUUGCUGCUAUUCCCAUUGUUACCAAGGAACAAGCAGAUGCCGAGGAUAGAACCAAGAAGCUCACUACUAUCACUCCAACCAUCAAAGCACCCAAGGCUGGCCCGACCAAAGCUACGCCAUCAAGUACAGAAGCUGCCGCAUCAGCGACUGCCGCAGCUCAGAAAUACCAACAAGCACUUCUCCAAAUUCCAGAGAUGAAGGCCUAUGGCAGCGUGUUGAAAUCGUCGCCUGUGGUUGAGUUGACAGAAUCGGAGACCGAGUAUGUUGUCAGCGUCGUCAAGCACAUCUUCAAGGAACAUAUUGUUCUCCAGUAUGAGGUCAAGAACACUCUUCCGGAUACUGUUCUUGAAGAUGUCUCGGUUGUGGCCACUCCUGCAGAGGAAGAAGAACUCGAGGAAGACUUCAUCAUCCCAGCGGCUAAGCUUGCCACAGAUGAGCCAGGUACAAUUUAUGUCUCUUUCAAGAAGACAAAUGGUGAAUCUUCAUUCCCAGCAAGCAGCUUUACCAACGUGUUGAAGUUUACCACAAAGGAGAUUGAUCCAUCAAGUGGUGAGCCUGAGGAAAGUGGAUAUGAUGAUGAGUAUCAGGUUGAGGAUUUGGAGCUCACGGGAAGCGACUAUGUUGUCCCCGCAUUCGCUGGAAACUUCAAUCACAUCUGGGAGCAAGUUGGAGCUGCAGGUGAAGAAGCUGAAGAGACACUACAACUCAGCGGUGUCAAGAGUAUCGCAGAUGCAACCGAGCAAUUGGCCAAGACUCUCUCAUUACAACCCCUCGAAGGUACCGACGUACCAAUCAACACCACCACUCACACCCUCAAGCUCUUCGGCAAGACCGUCACAGGCGGUAAAGUCGUGGCCAACAUCCGGAUGGCAUACUCAUCCAAAUCAGGCGUCACAAGUAAAAUCGUGGUUCGAAGCGAAGAGGAAGGAGUCGCUGCUCUGGUCAUUGGGUCGGUUGCUUAAGUACAAUAGCGAGAAUUGGAGUUGGGCAUCUGUGUC